GGCACUAGGAAUCUGGAUAAUUUGCUGCCUGACCUUACCCAUCAUUUUUUUUCACUAAACAUGUGGCGUUGUUUUUUGACAAUUAUUGUUCUUGUGGUGGGAGCGUCCUCAUAUCCACAUCAUGGGGAAUCCCAUGGAGUUUUGCGACCUAAUGGAAACCGAGGCCAUCAAAACGGGAACCUGAAGGAGAGAUCAACAUCAUCCUCACCAUUAGAGCCUUCAAGUCCUCAGGAGCUAACCACGAUUCAAGAAAAUUUAGAUAACGAUGAUGAUGCGGAGAACGACAUCGUGGGUGUGGACGAUCACCACGUUUAUGGAGAAGAAAAUGAAAGUCGACAAAAACGUGACGAUAAUAGUGACGAAAACGACGAUGAUGAUCCUAACAGUGAAGAAAGUCAUGUAGACGACGAUAGUGAUAGUGAUGAAGACUUGUCUACAUUGAUUAUUAUUAAUGACUAGCACAUUUCCAGCUUAUAAUAUAGAGAUUAUCCGCAAGAAGUGCAAAAUGGUUCUUCAAGCGGGAAUGUGGCAUGAUUUUGUUAGCACUGCAAAAUUUGUAAUCUAUAAAUAAUAAAGCCGUUAAUUUCGUAAAAUUUGUAUGUAGUCCAACCGCUAAAUUUAUUUUUAUGUAGUCAUCUUGCUCUCCGUGCUAUAUAUUUGUUCGGAAGAAAUGCUUAAAAAUUGGGAAAUGUUGCCCCAAAAGUUUAUGUAUUUAAAGCUUGAAUAAAGAGUAUAAAGAACCAUCA
This is a messenger RNA of Folsomia candida, 746 nucleotides long. Its product is annotated as acidic repeat-containing protein. Bases 61 to 459 code for a protein of 132 amino acids. The record is from RefSeq and is a predicted model, not a curated record. The transcript is spliced from 3 exons. Lineage: Eukaryota; Metazoa; Arthropoda; Collembola; Entomobryomorpha; Isotomidae.